GUUCACUGAAAGAGAGAGCAAAAGAGACUAGCUUUUUAUUUUUCUUCAGCAACUUUGUUGUGCGUCCUUUAGCCAUGGAUGAAGAGAUGGGAGUCAUCAAUGCGGGAGAGAGCAGAGGGGUGGAAGCACCAGGCACCUUGGAGAGUGACAUUCCUGGCAAGCCCCCUCCUUUGAAUGUGUGCAGAUUGCGCAACCUGGCCAUAGCUAGCAUCAUCUGUGGCUGUUCGUGUAUUGGGAUCCUGGCUCUGAUCUACGCAGUCAAGGCUAAUGAGAAGCAAAAAGCUCAUUCCCAGAAUGCAGCAAUUCACUGGGCUCGGAAGUCUCAGUUUAUGUCUUGCCUAAGUAUCGGUGUCUGGCUUUCCAUUCUUAUUCUGACCCCUUUGCUACUAGUCCUCCUGUCUUACCUCAUAUCUCAAGCGGAAUGAUGAGCCACCUCGAUCUGUGAC
Messenger RNA from Python bivittatus (Burmese python), 446 nucleotides. RefSeq names its product transmembrane protein 265 (gene TMEM265). The record is from RefSeq and is a predicted model, not a curated record. Gene Ontology annotation, cellular component: membrane. NCBI's taxonomy places the organism in Eukaryota, Metazoa, Chordata, Lepidosauria, Squamata, Pythonidae.